AUGGGUGCGGGCCAGUCGACUGAUUAUAGUGGAGCGUCUCCAGAGGAGCUGAGCUACAUGCUAGCGGAACGCUUUGCAACAAAAUGCUUCUCGCCAUUGGAACUUACACACUUCAAAGACAACUUCUUCUCUCGAGCUGCAGAGCAAGGAGGCAUCCGCUACUGGAAUGAGAAAACACUGUCGGACUUCCUUGGUGUCCCGGAUGGCAGCUUCUCCGGUGCAGAUGAGGCUCCGCUAGACGCCGGACCUGUUCUUUUCCGCAUGGUUUCUUACCUCGGUGCAUUUCCCUUCCAAAGUACCUUGGCGCCGAGCGUUUUGACGUUUGAGGCUAUGGUCAAGGUGGUGGUGCUAUUAACCGAGCGCUACGGCAAAGUCCUCCGGCGAGGCCGGAAAGAUCGAAUUAAGUUGCUCUUUGGUAGCCUUGCUGAUGUCGGGAGAAAGGAUAUUGGCCAGCCUUCCAAUAAGGAUUCUGAGAAUAAAGAAUCGGAGUCUGAGGAAAAUCCUGAGCCCUGUCCUGCCAAGUCCCACGCGCCUGGAUUUUCUGUGGAUGAGCCUGCCAAUGACGAGUAUGACGAGGACGAAGAUGAUGAUCUUGCUCUUGCGGCAUUGGAAUCUCUCGAUGCUAUUGAGGUGUUCAAACAUGACCACCGUGUGGACCGGACAGUCUAUGAAACGCGCAUUUCGGUCGAUACUUUCCGCCGACUGCUCAUGCUGUUGCUCGGCAUUGCGCCUUUAAAGCCACUUGAACCUGUCAAGACGUAUACGUCCGACCUCGGCUCUGAGCGUAUUGAUGCAAUCCGCAAAGAGGCCGACAGCAUCAUUGCUGCGUUCCGGCCAGAGGAAAGCGAUGGUGGAAUAACGUACCGAGCAUUUGCCCGUACAAUCUCAACAUCCUUACCAUAUCUGUUCGAUCCUCUGACAGCAUUAUUCGAGCACAUGCUGUUCAGUAAGAACUUGAAUCUUUCUCAAAGACGACCGAGCGAAGCUACACCCGAGGAAGAAGCAAACGAAAAGCCAGAGGAAGCAUCCGUGGCAAAGCCGAUACUCCUCCCGGGAAGCUUUGAAUCCUCAAUCCUCAACCCAACAAUCCUUUCCCACCUGUCAUUUUUCCUCCCCUCAAAGGCGCAAUCCACGAACCUCUUCAAAGGCGGCGUUCGUCUUCAUCCCGUUUUCUCCACGGCCGCUCACGGCUCCUCAUUAACAUCCUUCUCCCACAACGUUCUCACCUGGCAAUCAGCCAAUCUUCUCAUCCUACAAGGCGAACCAGACGGAAACAGCGAGGAAACAGUUACAAUCGGCGCUUACCUCCCCCAACCCUGGAGAUCCUCUUCAUCAAACGGCUCAUCCUCCAGCUCCGACCCACUCCCUUGCCUCUUCCAACUCUCCCCCAAACACCAAGUCCUCCCUGGAAACCCAUCCCCGUCAGUCCAGAAACAAGCCAAUCUCCCAGCAGCCUGGUUCUCAACACACACAGGCAUCGCAAUAGGCUGUCAAAUCCCACCAGCUUCACGAAGCCACCACACCCCUCCAACUCCCCAUGGAGCCGCAAGUCUGACUAUCGACGUGAAUCUCGAAUCCGCCGAGCUCCGCGUCGAACCAGUCGGUCAUGACGGUGUCUUCCUUCCGUCCGGAAACUCAUCCAUGGAGGAUACUUCUGUAAAGACCCGUCUCGAUCUAUAUUCUUUGGAGAUUUGGGGCAUUGUCCCAGAUCCUGAACUAGCCGCUUCUUCGGAGGCAAAUGCGAGUGCCGUUGAAGUUCAGCGGGCGAAGUGGGAAUUUGAGGCUCGCGAGGCUGAGAGAAGACGUAAUGUUAAUAUUAAGACUGGGGCUGGGGAUUCGGCGAAGGAGAGUGCUAGAUGGUUAUUGGAGACUGCGGGGGUUAUUGGUGAUCAUGGACAGUAUUCGGGUGGCAGUACCUGA
Penicillium cataractarum is the source of this 1920-nucleotide messenger RNA. RefSeq lists its product as uncharacterized. The record is from RefSeq and is a predicted model, not a curated record. Bases 1 to 1920 code for a protein of 639 amino acids. NCBI's taxonomy places the organism in Eukaryota, Fungi, Ascomycota, Eurotiomycetes, Eurotiales, Aspergillaceae. The transcript is spliced from 2 exons.